AUGGCAAGAAAUGACUUCAAAGAAUUGAAAACACGCAAGGACUUGGAACGUCAACUGAAAGCUGUGAUUGCAAUUCAGAGUGUUGCAAGGGGCUAUCUGGCUCGUCGUUCGUUCCAGUUACUGAAAGAAGAGUGCGAAAAAAGGCGUAGGGCAGCAAUCGUAAUACAGAGUUAUAUGAGAGGUUGGGUGGCGCGUUGUGCCUACCAAAAGUUGAAAGCACAAAGGGAUUGGGAACGCAAAACUCAAGCAGUGAUUGCGAUACAG
Anisakis simplex (herring worm) is the source of this 264-nucleotide messenger RNA. Lineage: Eukaryota; Metazoa; Nematoda; Chromadorea; Rhabditida; Anisakidae. The record is from the annotation of a GenBank genome assembly.